GAUGAAACGUCAUCAAUGACUUUGAUUUGCUUGAAACUCAGACGCGUCCUCCAGUGGUUCGCUCUUCCGUCCUUUUCCGAACUUGCGACGAUGGCUACACAAGUCUCUAAGAAGCGCAAGUUCGUUCGCGAUGGCCUAUUCAAGGCUGAAUUGAAUCAAUUGUUAUGGAAAGAGUUGGCAGAGGAUGGAUACAGUGGGGUCGAAGUUCGUGUCACUCCAUCUCGUACUGAGAUCAUCAUCAUGGCCACAAGAACACAGAAUGUUCUUGGCGAGAAGGGUCGCAGAAUCCGUGAGCUCACAGCCAUGGUUCAGAAAAGAUUCAACUUUCCUGACGGAACUGUAGAGUUAUACGCAGAGAAGGUUGCCAACCGUGGUCUCUGUGCUACAGCACAGUGCGAAUCUCUCAGGUACAAGUUACUCGGAGGAUUGGCCGUAAGACGCGCUUGCUAUGGAGUCCUUCGUUUCAUCAUGGAAUCGGGGGCCAAAGGAUGCGAAGUUGUCGUUUCUGGAAAGCUACGAGGGCAGAGAGCUAAAGCUAUGAAGUUUGUCGACGGUCUUAUGAUCCACAGCGGAAACCCAGUCAGAGAAUACGUGGAUACUGCUGUAAGGCACGUCCUCCUUAGACAAGGUGUCCUUGGAAUCAAGGUCAAGAUUAUGCUCCCAUGGGACCCCAACGGUAAGAUCGGACCCAAGAAGCCCCUUCCCGAUAACGUGAGCAUUGUGGAGCCUAAAGACGAGGAUGAAGUCACUGGACCCAAGUCUGAAUCGAAGACCCCCAAACCAGACCCUGUCCCGAGCCAGGUGCCCCAGGCUAUGCCACCCCAAGCGAUGCCCCCUCAAGCCCAGGUUCAGCAGAUGGGACCCCCAAUGUAAUUUAUCGUGAUCGCUAAAUAAAGGGAAAAAAUUGAAAUGA
Styela clava is the source of this 913-nucleotide messenger RNA. NCBI's taxonomy places the organism in Eukaryota, Metazoa, Chordata, Ascidiacea, Stolidobranchia, Styelidae. The record is from RefSeq and is a predicted model, not a curated record.